Rhagoletis zephyria (snowberry fruit fly) is the source of this 1896-nucleotide messenger RNA. RefSeq lists its product as uncharacterized. Lineage: Eukaryota; Metazoa; Arthropoda; Insecta; Diptera; Tephritidae. The record is from RefSeq and is a predicted model, not a curated record.
AUGGAUUAUGAGAAAACCGGCCUCGGGGUUUUCAGCAGUGCAGGUUCGUCGCAGCUAGAAGAGCAUAUAGGAUCCACCAUACCAUCGGGUGGAGGCAGCAAUUUACACGAUAACAUAUUAGCAACAGCACAGGUGCGCUUUCUGACCAGUAGUGGGGCAGUAGUUACGCUACGUGCAAUAUGCGAUACAGGAGCUCAGGUGAAUUUGAUUAGUAAGGGUGUCGUGCAAGAUAAUAGGAUCUGUACGCGCCGAACUAGAGUAGGAGUAUCAACGGCGGUCAAGUCAAGAUCUUACAUCUGCGAAAAAAUGGUUACCGGUCAUUUUAUGUCUCUUUAUGACGAGGAUCUACGGUUACUGAUUUACUGUCUGGUAGUGCCUUCGGUAUUAGGAGAAAUGUUACAACCCCAAAAACGUUUGCAAAGGCAGGAAGUACCAAGUGAUAUAUUAACAUAUUUAGCGGAUCCGAAGUUUGAAAAACCAGCACAGGUCCAAUUGCUUUUAGGGGUAGGAGUAUGGGCUCGACUCAUGCAAGAUAACAUGCGGCGCCUGUCUGCGGGGUUUGUGGCACAACAAACCCGUUUAGGUUGGCUACUUUUUGGUGAAAUCUCCACUAAUAACAGUGUUGUUGCUGCCCACCUCACCAAAAACGUAGGCCAAGGCGAGGAGGAUUCUCAGCUUGAUAAAUUGUUACGAGGGUUUUUCGAAUUCGAGGGUAUGCCUGGCGAUGAGUCCACAUGGACAGCGGAGCAGCAAGCGUGUGAGGAUCACUUCUUGAAAACGCUCGCGUUUGACUCGAAUGCCGGUCGUUAUGUGUUGCAGAUUCCUUUGCGGCCUCAUUGGGAUAGUAUUGGCUCUAAUCGGGCAAUGGCACUGCAACGAUUCAUAAAAUUAGAGCAACGGUUUAGACGGGACGCUGAACUAAAGCAGAAGUAUCAGGCAUUUAUAAAUGAAUAUGUAGCGAAGGACUGGCUCCGCCCAGCGACGAAUCCGCCGGAAAACAAGGCCUAUUAUAUUCCCCAUCAUGCUAUAACGAAAAAGUUUAGGGUUGUUUUUGAUGCCUCUUGUUUGACGGACACUGGCAUAUCGUUGAAUGAUGUGCAAAUGAUCGGACCGAAACUGCAGCAAGACCUGAUUGAUCUCCUUUGGGGAUUCCGUUUGAACACGUAUGCUGUAACGGCGGACAUCAAGCAAAUGUUCCCCCAGGUAAAGAUAGCAAGGAAGCAUUGGGACCUACAGCGCAUUUUUUGGAGGAAUGAUGUAGGAGAAAUAGUGGAAUAUUGGCUGACGGGGGUCACAUUCGGUAUGGCAUCUGCGCCAUUUUGUGCCGUUCGGGCGAUGCAACAGUGUGCCAGAGAUAAUUCAGCUAGGUGGCCUCGAGGAGCCAGAGCGGUAUUAAACAACUUUUACAUGGACGAUUGCUUGGUGGGUGAAGACACGGAAGAGGAUUUGCUUCUACUCUGCCAUAAAAUGCAGCAGCUGCUAGCCGCCGGGGGUUUCGAACUCACUAAGUGGCAAUCAAAUUCGGAAUAUAUUAAUAGUUCCAUUGGUGCGCAUUCUGCUGAAUCAGCUGCUUGGCUGAAUACCCAUACGGAAGCAUCGGUUCUUGGUCUCAAAUGGAUGCCCGCAACAGAUGAGUUUGCCUUCGCAGUUCAACCCCUUCCAGAUAUUCAUGCUACGAGCUGGACUAAGCGUUCAGUCUUGAGCAUAACCGCACGAAUUUAUGAUCCUGAUGGCCUAGCAGCACCGUUUAUAGUCAAUGCAAAGAUACUUAUUCAAAAGAUCUGGAAGGAGAAGCAAGAUUGGGAUAUGAUACUAUCAGAUCCAUUGAAAACGGCCUGGCAGAACAUUUUUCUCAAAUUCCACUUUUUAACAAUCUGCGCAUACCACGGUGGAUAG